This is a messenger RNA of Symbiodinium necroappetens, 384 nucleotides long. The record is from the annotation of a GenBank genome assembly. Lineage: Eukaryota; Dinophyceae; Suessiales; Symbiodiniaceae.
AUGAGCGCGAUGUGGGAGAAUAUCAAGCACGAGAUGAGCCGGGUGGAGCUGGGAAGGGAUCGUCUGCCACGGCGACUGGAUAUCCAGAGCCCCGGAACCACAGGAGCGCUCCCCUUUCGUGAAGCGAUUGGCAUGAAUGACAAUGGGCCCGUCAUCCCGCGACGGGAUCCGCACAGCAUGAGAACGCCGUCCUCCUCCUCGCAGACCAACCCCAACGAAGAGCCUACUUCCUCUGGUCCCAGCGGCGGCUCGACCUCCGCUGGUUCGAACUCUGGCCUCAGCGUUCUCAAUGCAAUGUCGCGAUCCGUAGACGGGCAUUUGGGACUUGGUGGCUUUACCCAUGGACCCGCCAGCUCAACACGACGGAAGGGAAAGCGUCCCUAG